Penicillium cinerascens is the source of this 1485-nucleotide messenger RNA. RefSeq names its product GPI-anchored transamidase GPI17 (gene PIG-S). Gene Ontology annotation, biological process: attachment of GPI anchor to protein. The transcript is spliced from 2 exons. NCBI's taxonomy places the organism in Eukaryota, Fungi, Ascomycota, Eurotiomycetes, Eurotiales, Aspergillaceae. Gene Ontology annotation, cellular component: GPI-anchor transamidase complex. The coding region runs from base 1 to 1485 and encodes 494 amino acids. The record is from RefSeq and is a predicted model, not a curated record.
AUGGUUGACUGGGCCGACGGCAAGACAUGUCGCCCUGUCUUUCCCCUCGAGAUCCAUGUCGCGGCACCGGGGAUGCAAUCAUCUGAAUCCCAGCACCUUCUUCGCACCACCCAGCACGCCCUGGACGACCUCAACGAGUUCGCUGCGCACCAUCUUCGGCUCAAGUUGACGAAUGAUACAUCUACAGCACAGCAGAGCGACGACAGCUCGGAGGUGUCAAAUAAUGGGGAGGAAGGACCCGAUACUGCAUUGACAGUCCGUUUAAUUGCGCAGGAUGGCCUGGUUGUCCCAAAGGCAGAGCUUCAUGCGGAUACCACGCAGCUCGAUGUAUUCUACCCGCCGAGUCAGGUCCCUAUUCCCUCGUCCUCGAACCCGCCCCUCUCGGUCUUUAUCGCGGAAGAGUUACAACAAUUGUACGGAGAAGAGAAGGCUACAGUUGCGCAUAUCCUUUCCGGUGAGAAGUCCGGUCUGGAUUCGGUAAAUCCGCAGUUUGCAGAGAGCAUCAGUCGACGCCUACGCCGGUCGAUGAAAUACGCCGACACAUAUCAUCUGUCCUUCUCACUGUUUACUCCGGGCUCCGAGCCGUCGUCAUGGGAUAUUGAAGCUGCCGUGCAGGAAUACCUGGCUCCCCUUCUUCAUGCGUUUGCUCCCAUCAGCAACUUCACUGUCGACACCCAAGUCCAGCUCUACGCCACCUUUUCACCCAUGGCACCACCGCCCGUCUAUGAUGAGGCCGAGGCUGCAUGGACUUUGAAGAAGGAGGAUUUGAGCGCAUUCGUCAAUGCUGCUGAGUGGCCACUGAACCCCAGCAUUGGCAACGGUCCCACCUUGAACUUCAUUCUCUACGUGCCAGCUCCCUCGCAAGCCCCGAUGAUGGUCAAGGAGAACCGCGCUUUCAGCUGGAUCGUUCCACAAUGGGGCGGCGUGUUUCUUCUGAACCCUCCGUUGUCCCCGGCAGACAAGGGCUCGAAUCCUGCUCAUCUUUCUCAAGAGUAUCUUCGGCCUGCCUUCAUGACCUUCUCUCACCAGCUCUUGACCCUCCUCGGCACUCCAACCACCCCGGCUUCUCUCCCCCUCCGACUUCAGACAUUAAUCCGUAUCCGCGCCGCGACUCUCUUGCUGUCGGCUUCCUCGACUAUGGGCUCUCUCGCCCGCCUGACCGAGUCUCUUCCCUCUAUCCCUAUCCCAGCGACUGUCGCUUCUUCAGUCUCGACCACUCUUUCUCAUCUCUCUGCUACCUGCUCCCAUUUGCGAAGUGGUCGUUUCAAUGAUGCUCUUGCCACUGCUCGGGUUGCCGAGACCGAGGCUGAGCGCAGUUUCUUCGAGAAGAGUAUGGUGGGCCAGGUGUACUUCCCAGACGAACAUAAGGUGGCUGUAUACCUGCCUCUUCUGGGACCAAUCGGUGUUCCGCUAUUCGUUGGACUGAUGAAGGAGCUGAAGCGAAUUAUUGCAGGGUGGAAAGCGCAAAGACGCGCCGCAGCAUAA